AUGGACUGUGAGAAGUCGGCCAAUCACGUGCAAGACAGGCUGGCAGUCAUUCCCAUGGUGCAGGAAGCACGGGGGUUGGACGCGGGGCCGCGGCUGGUGGAGCGGCUGGUAGGGCUGGGAGAUAACAGGAGUGCAGCGGUGGUGGCCAAGAUAGCCCAGGAGGAGGUGGCACACGUGGCAGUCGGGGUGGCGUGGUUUGUGUGGGUCUGCAAGCGCAUGGGGGUGGACCCACAGACGUCGUUUACCACUGUGAUCCGCUCCCUGUGUGCCGAUGGGGUGAAAGGGCCGUUCGACCAUGCAGCCCGUGCCACUGCUGGGCUGCCACGCCAUUGGUACGAUCCCCAACCACCCGCCACUGCUGCCCUGCUCAAUACAGUCACAUCCGGCACAGCGGCUGCCACACCUGCUUCAGUCACACCUGCUGCUGUCACAUCAGCUCUUGGCUCUUCGGGGAAGAUUUUUGAAGGAGGGGUAAAGGAGGGGGCCGGAGUAUUGGUGGAAAACCGGCGCUCAGGGCAGAAAGAAGUGGGCAAGAAGUGGAGAAAGUUGACGAGCGGGCAGGUGAACCCGGCAGCCCGGGAAAAGAUGCGGGACCAGCUGCAGAGGAAGGCUGCUCGCAUCGAGGCCCACAUCCAACGGUGCGAACGGCUCCUCCAAUCAGACAGCGCCACGUCAUCAACCUCCACCUCAUCCUUACCAACACCAAAUGAAGAUCUCAUCUCACCUGCCGAUUCUAACGAGUCUUCUUUCUCCUCCUCCUCCCCCACCUCCCCCUCCCCCCCCCACUUUUCAACCUCGGUGCCGAUUUCAACCUCGUCGUCCCUUCCGGAAUCACCAUCCAUCCAUGUCUCUCCACCGUCCGAUCACCCACUGGCCCCUCAGCAGCAGCUUCUAGAGGGUGUUGAGAAAUCCAGCCCCUCGUUACAUCCCCCUUACAAGCUGUCUCCUCAAGUGAAACAGGAUCUGAAGCAGCAGCACAAUUACUCCCUGAAGCAGCUUUCAGAGGUGCACCGGCGCUUGGCCCUGCUCAUCUCCUUUGAGGACCGCUGA
Closterium sp. Yama58-4 is the source of this 1050-nucleotide messenger RNA. NCBI's taxonomy places the organism in Eukaryota, Viridiplantae, Streptophyta, Zygnematophyceae, Desmidiales, Closteriaceae. The record is from the annotation of a GenBank genome assembly.